AUGGCUAAUCUCCCUAACUUGCGACGUCUCUUUGUCGAGGCUCGAACAGAGGCUGAGGAGAACGAGUACUCCCGAACGGCGUUCUACAACCUCGUUCUAUUCAUGUCUUCCGUUGCAGUCUUCAGUCUGGUUGCACAAAGAAUGAGCGGACAGAAAGCCUCUCGAUGA
Penicillium taxi is the source of this 168-nucleotide messenger RNA. Its product is annotated as DUF5310 domain-containing protein. Lineage: Eukaryota; Fungi; Ascomycota; Eurotiomycetes; Eurotiales; Aspergillaceae. The record is from RefSeq and is a predicted model, not a curated record. The coding region runs from base 1 to 168 and encodes 55 amino acids. Gene Ontology annotation, biological process: outer mitochondrial membrane organization. The transcript is spliced from 3 exons.